AUGCGGGGGGAGGGUAGAAAGCACCUUUUCUCCUCUUCAUCCUCCUUCUCCUCCUCCUCCCCCUCCUCACCGGCAGCCACGACGACCUCGGGCGCGCCCGAGCUAUCCGCCAUGUUGCUUCCCACCCCAGGCCCGUACUGCCGAUCAGACGACUAUCUCACCCCAGUCGGCUUUCAUACCCCAUUGAUGGCGCGCGAGAAGACGCAUCCAUGCCGGACUGGAGCCUCAACCGCCUCCUCCUCCUCCUCCUCUUCCUCCUCCUCUUCCUCUUCCUCC
Molecule: messenger RNA, 276 nt
Organism: Protopolystoma xenopodis
Lineage: Eukaryota; Metazoa; Platyhelminthes; Monogenea; Polystomatidea; Polystomatidae
Source: the annotation of a GenBank genome assembly